AUUUUCCCACGGUGUUACAACAGAGAAAAAGCGAGCGUAACAAUGGUGCACAAAGUUAUAUAAUAAUAUGUAACGACUUGAGAAAAUUCUCUAAAUUGUGCGACCCAUUUAGAUGAAAAUCUUGCAACAAUGCAACUUAAUUAAUUAAUUUACACACAUGAUUGGCGCUGUAACACUUAAUUCGAGUAAUUUAAUUGCAAAUUUUUUAUAUCUUAAAUUAAUUUUGCUGUCAAAUGACGACUUUAUUAAUAGCUAUCGCAACCAUCUCUUGAAUAAUUUAGCGGUGUUGCAUAAUGAGCCUUGAGAUUCCACACUCCCGGAUUUAUUUUUUUUCAGGCCUUUUGGGCUUCUCCUGCGCCCAAUUUUUGAACAACCGCCCUUUCCCGACCUACAGUCUGGAGAACAUGCCUGAUACGGAGUUUUCCUGCCGUGAUAAAAUCCUCGGGGGCUAUUACGCCGAUGUGGACACCAUGUGCCAAAUGUUCCACAUUUGCGUCAAAGUGGCCGGAGUUGGGAUUCAAGAUUUUCGGUUUUUGUGUCCCAAUGGGACGGCUUUCGACCAAGAUCACCAGAUUUGCGCCGAAUGGGAGGACGUGGACUGUGAUGCUUCCACUUUGUAUUAUUCUAGCGACAAUUUUGACCUUUACCGCAUCGGAUCAGGUUUUGAAUCAAAAGCGGUGAAGUAUGGGGAAGAUGAAGAAACGUUUGCGUUGCAAAGAGCUGAAACUGGUGACGCGAGACUCAAUCGGGAACAUCAAGCCCAGAGGGUUAAUCAGCAAAAGGAACAAGCCUUCAGGAAAAACAGACCCCAAAACAACAACAACAACAACAACGACAGGGAAAUUUUCAAAGGGUCAAGUAGCUCGAAUUUCUUCAAUAAUAGAAACGGCGGAAAAGAAACUGACGACGAUUAUGACGAUAACAUCAACGCCAAUCAGAACAACGACAACUUCCAGAAGAAGAAGCUGUUGAGGAAACAACACCGAAGACCAGCACAAAACGACAACCAACAAAAUCGCAGACCGCAACAACAAAAUGAUUUCCAGGGUCGGCCACAACAGCAACAAAACAACAAUCAACAGCAACAACAAAACAGACCCCGAAACAACAACCAACAGCAGCAACAAAAUAACAGGCCCCAAAACAACCAACAACAGCAACAACAAAACAUUAGGCCCCAAAACAACCAACAACAGCAACAACAAAAUAUUAGGUCUCAAAACAAUAAUUACCCUAAUACUAACCAACAACAAAAUAACAGGCCUCAAAACAACAAUCAACAGCAACAACAAAACAAUAGGCCUCAAAACAAUAACCAACAACAGCAACAAAAUAGUAGGCCACAACAACAACAACCAAACAACUACCAGCAACAAAAUAAUAGAGCUCAAAACAACAAUAACCAACAGCAGCAACAAAAUCAACAACAACAAUACGUCGAGGCCCAGACCUACAGGCCUAACCGUCCGACCGGCUUUGCCAACAACUUUGCAGGGAGUAGUUACGUGCCUACAACAACCCGGCCUACAACGACAACUUUCCCCGAAACGGUGAAGCCCAGAAAUGGGCAAAGACAGUACAACAAUGCUGAUAAUUUCAGACAGAAUCAAAAUUCUCCGACUCCUUCUUACACAUUGAGUACUCCGGCUCCGUUUAAGCAGACCCAACAGUACAACAGUCCUCCAAAUAGACAAACAACACAAAACAACAACAACAACGGCCAGUACAACCCAACGACUCAAGUACCGCAAAAGGAAACUGAGAAUUACCCCGUGAAUUUUCCGAAACAGAAUUACAACAAACCGACUGAGAAUUACCCUCAGAGAAAUCAAGCCCCCAGAAAUAACAACAACAACAACAACCAGUUUAAUAGUAAACCGACGGAAGUGAACAACCGGAAUCAAUACACGACUCAAGUACCGAAAGUUACCCAAUAUAAUACCCACUACGACGUUCCUAAAAUAAAACCAACGAAACAGAAUGACAAUUACCCAACCACCCAAAUCAAGAAUGAUUAUUCAACCCAAUUCAACAAAAAACCAACAACACCAUUCAAACAAAACGACAAUUACCCCACAACUUUUGCCCCGAAAUUCAACAACAACAACAAUUUCCCCUCGACGUUUGCCCCACGUACCAACAACGCCUACACCCAAAUUUCCCAACAGACAACUUUCUACAAUUCGAACAACAACAAUCAUCAACAACAACACAGCACGCCGAGAACAACCCCAUUCACACAAUACACCCCAACAGUGCCCAAAAUCACCUCAACUACCCCUGUUGCGAGAUCGAACCGUUUCGAUGAAACGCAAUACGACGAUGGCUCCUACAACCCCAAAUAUGACCGGAAUGAGGACGAGUUUUUGAAAACAGCCCAUAGUCAAAACAUUGCUAGCAGUCGAAAUGAGUACUCAAAAUCGACCAAAAACGCACAACAAUCAACGCAAAAACCUCAAUAUGAGUCGCCGAGACCCUUCUCCGUGAGCCCAAAUACCCCGAAAGCGACAGAUUUUCCCAAAUCGACCCCAAAACCGGUCAAAAAAGUUAAAGAUGUGAGCUACGAUUAUGCCUACUAUGACACGAAUGUGGGCAGUGAGCCCGAAUAUGAGAUUGAUACCGAAAUUAAGAAAGCAAAUGUAAAAAAUUAGGGUAGUUUUAAGUUAGUUGUUUGUUUUUUAAGUCUGUUUUAAUUUUAUUGUACGCAGUGAACAGUAUUUUUGUAUCGACCAGAUGAAAAUUCGUAACUUUAUUCUAAUCUAAGGUUGUACAUAUUGUAUUAUUUUAUUAACUGAGUAAAGUACUGUUAUAUAAAACUGAAA
Tribolium madens (black flour beetle) is the source of this 2822-nucleotide messenger RNA. RefSeq names its product myb-like protein P (gene Cpap1-i). Gene Ontology annotation, molecular function: chitin binding. Bases 294 to 2651 code for a protein of 785 amino acids. Gene Ontology annotation, cellular component: extracellular region. The record is from RefSeq and is a predicted model, not a curated record. NCBI's taxonomy places the organism in Eukaryota, Metazoa, Arthropoda, Insecta, Coleoptera, Tenebrionidae. The transcript is spliced from 4 exons.